GGGAAAAGUUUGACAGUACGUAAUUGCAAUGGCCGAUUGAGCACGUUGUUCGUUGUUGUCUGGUAGCUGACCUAAUUACUCGUUUGUUUGCUAAUAUUCCUUGCAGUGGGAUUACAAAAAUAAAUAUGCCUUGUCAUAACCAACAGAUUAGUAGUAGUAGUAAUUCAGAUCACGCUGUCAUGAAGCAGGUGAGGUUUGCUAACAAUGGUAACGUUAAUGCGAAUAACAUUUCAUUAAGCGCGCAUACAGACAACGAGGUAGAUACAAAACUUAACGGUAGUGAAGUUAAUGAAGACCUGCAGAUACAGCUUGGACCGCAGUUGAAACUUCUACCUUUGAAUGACCAAAUUCGGGAACUGCAGACCAUCAUAAGAGACAAAUCAACCAGCAGAGGAGACUUUGUGUUUUGCGCUGACCGCUUGAUUCGACUUGUGGUCGAAGAAGGACUCAAUCAACUCCCCUACACAGAGUGCUCAGUAACCACACCAACGGGGCACAAGUAUGAGGGAGUGAAAUUUGAGAGAGGCAACUGUGGAGUUAGCAUAAUGAGGAGCGGGGAGGCCAUGGAGCAGGGCCUGAGGGAUUGCUGCCGCUCCAUCCGCAUCGGGAAGAUCCUGAUCCAGAGUGAUGAGGAGACACAGAAGGCCAAAGUAUACUACGCCAAGUUCCCACCCGACAUCUACAGACGCAAAGUCCUGCUCAUGUACCCUAUCCUGAGCACCGGAAAUACAGUGAUCGAAGCCGUGAGGGUCUUGAUUGAGCACAGUGUCCUGCCCAGACACAUCAUCCUCCUCAGCCUCUUCUCCACUCCUCAUGGGGCUAAGUCUAUCAUUCAGGAGUUCCCAGACAUCACCAUACUCACUACAGAGGUGCACCCUGUUGCCCCCACCCAUUUUGGGCAGAGAUACUUUGGUACAGACUAAAUCCCACCACCACCACCACCACCACCUCAAAAGCUCAAGCAAGAAACCUGUGGGUGUGUGUGUGUGUGUGUUUUGGUCGUCUCUCUUCGAGGAGCAUGCAUCUCCAUACAUGUCAUACAUCUCAAAAACAUUUCAUGGGUACAUUUCCCACUGGUUUUGGCCCAGUCCCAAACUCAAACUUGAUCCUAAACUAGUAUGCCUCGAGCGGAGAGUACUCUGGUGCUGGGCUGUGUAGUCAUGAUUUCUGAGUUUACCAGAUAAUGGGUUUUUACUCUCGGCAGUUAUCUAUAAAACUUGAAUCCUGUUUUGAAGAAUACCCAGCAGGACAACGCUUAAAACACUAUUACAAAAAUUGGAACUGUCUCUUCAAAGCCUGAUUUGUAGGAAAAAUACGGUUUUGGAGUGGGUUGUGGAUCAAGUAGAUAUUGCUGUUUUAUUUAUUGGUUAUUAUUCUGUAUGAAGGGAUUGUUAGCUUUUCUUUUUUGUCCAUUUGAAACGUACUUGGCCAUAUCUGUGUGUAACAGUCACCAUAAUGCAAAGCACGUGGCCAGCCUAAUUUUCUUUCUAGACAAAAGGACACUUUUAAUGCAAGAUUAAAUCUCCAUUACUUUGGGUAGGCAAAUUAAAUGGCCUGUUUAUCCAGAAGGACCGCAUUGUUGGAUUCUGUGGCUUGUGUGUGUGUGUGUGUGUGUGGAUGUGUUUCAUAACUGACAUAGCUACAUAGGUUUGUGUAUGUAGAAACGAGUGUCAGUCCAGAAAGACGCAAUGACACAUGAAAAAAGCUACCAGUCAUUUUUAAUGGGGUUCCUGCAGAUGGACCACCAACUGUGCCAAAAGAGCUUGUAGGUGACAGUCGAAGUUUGAGAUGAUUUUAUUUCUUUUCCUUUUGUCAGAAAGAAAUGACAGAAAAUGUCUGAAAUUCAUGUUGAUGUAUGCUCCUUAUGUUGUCUCCAUGUUUAAUUUUCUUUUUGGGAGUGGGGGAUGAGUAUUGCAAAUGGUCGUUUAUUUUUUAUAAAUUGCAGUUUGUUGUUAAAAGUUCCCCAGUGAAGCUCAGUGGAGAGAUGAGACUGAUAGGGACUGAUCUUUCCCAACUAGUGCCUGCUCUGCUGCAGCAACGUGAAACAGAUUUUGCGUGUUUGUGUAUCUUGUGAUGUGAGUACGGCACAAUAGUGGAAACCAACAGGAAAUACAGAAGCAUACAAACAGUACUGUCAAUAUAAAGGGGUCAGAAUACACAAAUGAUAUGUUUAAAUGUGAAAAUAAUGAAAAUAAAAGUUGAUAAAGAUAUUA
Alosa sapidissima (American shad) is the source of this 2213-nucleotide messenger RNA. RefSeq names its product uracil phosphoribosyltransferase homolog. The coding region runs from base 126 to 923 and encodes 265 amino acids. The transcript has 7 exons. Lineage: Eukaryota; Metazoa; Chordata; Actinopteri; Clupeiformes; Clupeidae. The record is from RefSeq and is a predicted model, not a curated record.